Molecule: messenger RNA, 5709 nt
Organism: Anthostomella pinea
Lineage: Eukaryota; Fungi; Ascomycota; Sordariomycetes; Xylariales; Xylariaceae
Source: the annotation of a GenBank genome assembly
AUGUCUUUACAGCGUUCUGCGACGCGCAAGGCCGGCUCAGUCCCGGCGAAGCGGAAGAAGGACUACGACAUUGUUCAGCAGGGAAUCAAGGAACUUUACCCCUCUGACAAGCCCAAUGUCGUCCCAGAUAUCGACAUCGUACUCGUGCCGGGCCUUGGCGGCCACCCAGAGAGAAGCUGGAUGUCUGAGAGUACCAAAUUCAACUGGACUACGGAUGCCUUGGUCAGAGAUUUCCCGAGAGCACGAAUACUGCUGUAUGAGUACGAAUCUGCCUGGAGGGGUUCCUUGAAAAUAAAGCAGUUCAUGAGCAACAUUGCCAUGACCCUACUGGUUGGCCUCAAGAGCAAGCGCGAGGGCUGCUCGAGACGACCUAUCGUCUUCAUUGGACAUAGCAUGGGCGGUCUUGUGGUCGCAAAGGCCAUCACUAUCGCCGACUCACGACGCGACAAAUUCCCCAUCAUGUUCGAGGCAAUUGCCGCGUCCAUCUUUUUCGGGACGCCCUUUAAUGGAGCUCCCGUCGCGUCAGUGGCGGCCAUGUAUGCCCAAUUUGCCGAGAAGAUCGGUGCAGCGACCGCGUCCAAGCUGCUGGACCUGAUGAAGCCUGGUGACGAGGCGCUUCGAGAACUGAAGCAUGAGUUCAUGCGCCUUGUGGGAAAGCUGAACCCGAAAAUCGACUGCUUGUGCUUUUACGAAGAACAACCGACUGACUUUUCGAAGAUGGCGGGUUUGCCUGGUCUCUUCGGGCUGUCAAAGCUUGCGAUACCCAGCAAAUACGCUGAAUUCGUGAGUCGUGAUUCCGCGACUCUUCCGGGCGUUGAGGAGUGCGGACUUGCUUGCAAUCACCGGGAUCUGGUCAAGUUCGAUGGGCCCAAAGACAACAGAUGGAGUCAGCUGGUUCGCGACCCGUUGAAGAGCGUGAUUCAUGGAGCCCACCUCGCGGUGAAAAACAGGUUGAACUCGGUGCGCGAUAUUGAUCGGACAAUGGUCAGCGGUAUCAUGGAUGCUUUGGAAGGAGUGCAGCUUCAAAAGAAACGCAAGAUACUAGCACAGACGUUCGCCCAAUCUUCAUGGAUCACAAAGGAAGCCGAGUAUACUCAAUGGCUUGUCCACCCGGGGGGUGACCCAGCACAGGCAGCCGCCCCCAGAGGGGAAUGUUUGUGGAUUAGGGGCCCCGAAGGUAGAGGCAAGACCAGCGCAUCAAUGGCCGCGAUUGACGAGGUAGAGACGCUGAUCCGAAUCAACGACGAGGAGAACACAGGCCAGGACCCUAUCCUCCUCGUCUACUUCUUUUGCGACUCAACGGCUGCCGAUUGUUCCACAGCCGAAGACUUACUGAAGAGCCUUGUAAGGCAGCUCAUCAGUCAACAGGAGACCUUGGCUCCGUAUGCGAAGUCCUUUGCCAAGAAAAAGACCAAGGAAGAAGGAAGCAAGUCACAGGCCCAGGUGACCGUCGAGAAUUUAUGGCAGUCACUCCAAGACAUGCUCACGGACGAGUUCAUCGGCAGUAAGGUAUUCUUCGUCCUGAAUAAUCUCCACGCGCUUCCCGAGGACUCCGACUCCACCAUCAAGCUGAUGAAUUACAUCAACGCCGAGCUUCAGACCAUCAACAGCAUGGACACGAAGCGCGUUCCUACAAGGUGGUUCAUCACCAGUAGGGAGGCACAUAAUCUCGAUCAAGCGCUGAAGGUUGAUGGUGUUCGACUCAUCGACCUCGAGGACGAGAAGUACGGCGACCAAGUGCAGAUGUCCCUCAGAAAGCAUGCGAAGGACAAGGUUUCUACGCUGGAACAGGCGAAGAAGUACAACAAAGCACUUGCUUAUUUCGCGAGCAGCCUUAUUGGCAAGAGAGCGCAGAACACGCAGUGGAUCGACAUCACCUGCGUACAACUUGAAGAGCUCCCCCAAGCCGAGAGCGACCUCAAGGUACGCCGUGUGCUCGAGACUAUGCCGCAGGACCUGCAAACGCUGCUCAACAAUGCGUGGCUUCAAGUGUUUCAGUCGAGUGGAAAGGAGGCGGAGAAGAUCAAGGAGAUGUUGCGAGCUCUUGUCAUCACGUAUGAGGACCCCACGGAGGCAGUACUUGGGGUGCUUGCUGGACUUUGCUCCAGCGAGGAAGAAAAGGCCGAGUUACACGGCUUGAUCGAGAAGUGCAAGCCACUAAUUACCAUCAAGAGAGAUGGCACGGUUUGCUUCAUGAACAUAGUUGUCAAGACGCAUCUUCUCGAAAACUCCAAGCAGCUGCUUGGCUUGUCGACCGAGGAGAUCAAGUGGCAACAUGGCAUCCUCGCGCUUCGCUCGUUCACUCACAUCAAGGAGAAAUUCGAUUUUGAGCCAGAGGCGAAGCCUGAAGUGAACCCCGACGGCGACGCAAAUGAGGUCGCGUCUGACCACGGAGGAGAGGCAGACGAUGGGGACAGCAACAACGACGAAGAGAGUGACGAAGAAGAAGAGGAUAGUGACGACGAGCAGGAUUCAGAUUCAGAUUCAGACGAUGAUGACGACGCGUCCGAAAGUGAGGAGUCGGAGGACGACCCGGACCCCGAAGCCGACAUAUUAGAGGAUCGCGCGAUGCCUUACGCGGUGAAGUACUGGCUUCGUCAUGCAAGCAAAGCUACAAGGGAAAUUGCCGAAGACUUGAGCCUAGAACGAGACUUCUGGAUGCCGGGUUCGCGUAUACGGCAUCGAUGGCUUGUUGAAUAUUGUCGUAUGACCAGCACGUUUGACGACUUCGACUACAAGUCUCUCACAGGCUUGCACAUAGCUGCUUCCAUUGGCUUCCGACGACUAGUAGCAGCGCUGAUCCGGAACGGCUACGAAGACGAGAUCAAGACACGGGAUUCGCUGAUAAACACGCCGCUUCAUUUUGCGGCAUUUUUCGGUCGUCCAAAGAUCGUCGAGGAGCUUCUCAACAAGGGCGCGGUCAUUGAUGAUGGGGAUGACAUAGGCGAACAAACACCCCUCCACAUGGCCGCAUUUGGGGGUCAUGUUGAAGUCAUGAAGAAAUUACUGCUAAGGGGAGCCAAUCCCAACGCGACGACGAGCGACAUCGGGCCUGUGGUGAACGCGGCUAUUUCCUCUGGUAAUCGUGCCGCUGUCGAAUUGCUUGUCGAGAAAGGCGUUUCACUGAUGAUAGUGGAUCGGCCUGACCUCGACGCGCCUCUGGCUCUGGCCGCAUUACUCUCUGACGUCUCCAUGUUCGAGUAUCUCAUACAGAAGUAUGCAGACAAGCUGCCUGCUACGGAAUAUAGCAAGGCCCUUGUCAAGUCCGCCGAGGCAGGCAGGAUCGAGGUCUUCAACAAGCUGCUCGAGUUCCAGCACAGCCAAGAGUACUUCCAAGAAGCGCUCGACGCAGCGGUCGGCGAAUGGAACUGGGAUAUCGUCACAGUCCUACUCGAAAGGCGACCUGGACUCGAUUGCAAUAACCUUUUCUACGAAGCAGCUACAGGUACGGAGCCGCAAGACAAGAUACUUGAAGUGGUCUGGCAGUACACAAACGGGUCGAUCUCGCCAGAGACCCUGAACAAAUCACUCUAUGACGCCACAGAUAGGGAGAAGGAGUCGACGGUGAAGUUACUCCUGGAGAAGUUUGGGGCCAAUCCGAAUGCUACCGGAGAUGACUAUGGCAAUGCAUUGACAGCCGCUGCUUACGAUGGCACCAUGGAGAUCAUCGACUUGCUACUGAACGCCGGUGCGGACGUGAACGCCCCUGAAGGCUGGGCGAUCCAAAGCGCUGCAGCGGAGGGCCAUCAUGAGGUCGUCGAGAAACUGCUCGAAAAAGGUGCUAACGUCAAUGCAUUCACUACGAAUGAGAAUUUCGAAGCCGGGACAGCCCUCCAAGGUGCUUGCGAGGCUGGCAAGGCCGACAUCGUCUCGCUUUUACUUGAACACAACGCGAAUCCCAAUCUCGGCGGAGGUACAGACUCGCCACCCAUCAUCGCAGCCGCGAUGCGUGCAGAAGAAGAGAUCCUCGCCAUGCUCGUCAAGGCCAAGGCCGAUCUGGACGUGUUUGGCGGCUAUGACAUGUCGUCGCCCCUCAUCAACGCCGCAGCCUACAUGCCGCGAGAAUCGCUCCAGAUACUGCUUGACGCCGGGGCUAACAUCAACCUGCCGGACAGAGACGGCGACACGGCCCUCAUUGUUGCUUCGAGACGAGGCGACGAGGAGGCUGUCACGUUCCUGCUCGAUAGCGGUGCCGACAUCAUGCAUGCGAGCAAGGAAAACGAAAAUGCUUUACAUGCGGCGCUGGAGAACGAAAACGAGGAUUGCAUGAGGGUGCUCGUGGACCGCGUCACGGUGCUGUUCGGCGCUCUGAAGACGGCUAUGGACUCAGGCAAUACGGCAGCCAUUAGCAUUGUGCGUAGUGUGGCGAGCAGCAAGCAAGGCCUCAGUUAUGACGAGGAGCCUCCCACUGCCGAUGCUAGAGGGUCAAAGCAAGCAUCUGAGCACGGAGGUGACACUGAUGGUGAUGAUGGUGGCGAUGAUGAUGAUGAUGAUGAGGAGGAGGAGGAGGGUGGUGAUGGUGGUGAUGAAGACGAGGGUAGCCAGCAGGACGACGACACGCCUUCGACACAUCCUGGGGAAGCCGAGGAGACCGAUGGCAACCACGACAAAGGCGAAGCUGAAAACCAGAGCGCCUUUGAGGAGCAGCAGGUCUUCAACGUCCCAGACACCACAAGCGAUCUGCCGGAAGAUCUGAGAGCCGCGAUAGGAACGCAAGUCUCGCUACUCACCCAAUUUUCGCCCAGAAACACAGAGGAGCAAGCAGCCGCUCCUGAUGCCGUCCCAGAGCAGCCCAGUUACCAUCGUCAGUCAGAUUGGCAGAUAGAACCAGAGCAUAACCAGUACGCCGCAUCCCAGCAACGGUCCCAGGAGCCGACCACGAACCAGAGCCAACCAGUCCAGCAAGCUCAAGUGCCAGCUGAACUGCCUGGACAAGCACCUAUCAAGAGGAAACCAGCUCCAAGAGCCUCCUAUGACGGCCAAUCCUCACUCUACACCCAGACGCCGUCGCCUCAGCCGUUGAACGUCGGAUACAAACCACCACCGAUAGCUCCCUACCGGCCUAGUCGAGACAACAGCUCCUUCCAAGGCGCCCAGACGUCCCAGCCAACACCAGCGUAUCCGAGUCCUCAACAACAACAGCCCACACCUCCGCCAGCGUCGACCGCGGCCUACCAGAACAUACAAGCAUACCAACCGAGCCAGUCGUCCCAGGCCGCGCCGGCCGCCGCGUAUCAGGCCCCGAGCCCGUACCAAGGGGCCUCAAUGUACGACGGCUCGCACUACGGCGACGCGAGCGGGUCGUCGUCCCAACAAACUUACGCAGCCUACCACCCCGAUCCGUAUGGCAGCAACAACAGUACCACCCAGCAACAGCAAGUCUACAAUUCCGACGGCGCCGUCCAGGCCUACCAGCCCCAGCUGUACCACGAGCAGUCGGCCCAGACGCAGGCGCAACAGUACCAGGGGUACUACGGCGGUAGCCCGAACCUGAGUGCCGACACUUAUAAUAACACCACUACCCAACAGCAGCAUCAGCAGCACCAGCAGUACGACGAGAUCAUGUACGCGCAAGGCGGAGCGGACUGGGACGACGCGUCGCGCCCGCAGCUGAAGCAGCAACGGUCGUCGUUCCUGGUCGGCGGGAUGAAGAACACUUUUGAUAAGGCGAAGCUCAUGGGCAAUGGCAUGUUUGCUCGGAAGCCUUAG